AUGAUUACUUUCGUGGACUCGGCGGCCAUGGAACGGGAGCGGGAGAGUGACACGUGCCUGGACCCGCAGCUGUGGCACGCCUGCGCCGGCGGGAUGGUCCAGAUGCCGCCGGUGCACUCCAAGGUGUACUACUUCCCGCAGGGCCACGCGGAGCACGCGCAGGGCCCCGUCGUCGACCUCCCCGCCGGCCGGGUCCCGGCGCUCGUCCUCUGCCGCGUCGCCGCCGUCCGCUUCAUGGCCGAUCCGGACACCGACGAGGUCUUCGCCAAGAUCCGCCUCGCCCCCGUCCGGCCCAACGAGCCGGGCUACGCCGCUGACGCCGACGACGCCAUUGGCGCCGCGGCGGCGGGCGGCGCGCAGGAGGACAAGCCCGCGUCCUUCGCCAAGACGCUCACGCAGUCCGACGCCAACAACGGCGGGGGCUUCUCCGUGCCGCGCUACUGCGCCGAGACCAUUUUCCCGCGGCUGGACUACUCCGCCUACCCGCCCGUCCAGACCGUGCUCGCCAAGGACGUGCACGGCGUCGUCUGGAAGUUCCGCCACAUCUACCGCGGCACGCCCCGGCGCCACCUGCUCACCACCGGGUGGAGCACCUUCGUGAACCAGAAGAAGCUCGUGGCCGGGGACUCGAUCGUGUUCAUGCGGACGGAGAACGGGGACCUCUGCGUCGGCAUCCGGCGCGCCAAGAAGGGCGGCAUCGGAGGGCCGGAGUUCCUGCACCAUCACCAGCCGCCCCCGUCACCGGGCGGCGGCUACGCCGGCUUCUCCAUGUUCCUGAGAGGAGGAGAAGAGGACGGCGGCAAGAUGAUGGCCACGGGCGCGGCCACGAGGGGGAAUAAGGUCAGGGUGCGGGUGCGGCCGGAGGAGGUCGUCGAGGCCGCGAACCUCGCCGUGAGCGGGCAGCCGUUCGAGGUGGUGUACUACCCGAGGGCGAGCACGCCGGAGUUCUGCGUCAAGGCGGGCGCGGUCCGCGCGGCCAUGCGCACCCAGUGGUGCGCCGGGAUGAGGUUCAAGAUGGCCUUCGAGACGGAGGACUCGUCCAGGAUCAGCUGGUUCAUGGGCACUGUCUCCGCCGUGCAGGUCGCUGACCCCAUCAGAUGGCCCAAUUCACCCUGGAGGCUUCUUCAGGUCGCUUUGGAUGAACCGGACUUGUUACAGAACGUGAAGAGAGUGAGCCCAUGGCUGGUUGAGCUUGUCUCAAACAUGCCAGCCAUCCACCACCUCACGCCGUUCUCGCCGCCGCCGAGGAAGAAGCUGUGCGUUCCACUGUACCCGGAGCUUCCGCUCGAGGGCCACCAGUUCCCGGCGCCGAUGUUCCAUGGAAGCCCUCUCGGCCGUGGUGUUGGCCCGAUGUGCUAUUUCCCGGAUGGCACUCCUGCAGGCAUACAGGGAGCCAGGCAUGCUCAAUUUGGCAUAUCUUUAUCAGAUCUCCACCUCAACAAGCUGCAGUCGAGUCUGUCACCGCACGGGCUUCACCACCAGCUGGACGGCCACGGCAUGCAGCCGAGGAUCGCCGCCGCUGGCCUCAUCAUCGGCCACCCGGCAGCAGCUCGAGAUGACAUCUCGUGCUUGCUCACCAUUGGCACCUCCCCACAGAACAAGAAAUCAUCAUCAGACGUCAAGAAGGCGGCAGCGGCGGCGCCACCGCAGCUGAUGCUCUUCGGGAAACCGAUUCUCACUGAGCAGCAGAUAUCUCUAGGCAAUGUCGCGGGCUUCCCGCUGCCGAAGAAGAGCCCUUCUGAUGACAUUGCCGGGAGGACGGUGAGCAACUCGGAUGUCUCCAGCCCUGGGAGGAGCAACCAGGAUGGCACGUCCAGUGGCGGCGCCCCGUCGUCGUGCCAGGACAACAACGUGCCUGAUCUCGGGCUGGAGACCGGGCGCUGCAAGGUGUUCAUGCAGUCGGAGGAUGUUGGGCGCACGCUCGACCUCUCUGCUGUUGGGUCGUACGAGGAGCUCUACCAGAGGCUCGCCGACAUGUUUGGCAUCGACAAGGCUGAGCUGAUGAGCCAUGUCUUCUACCGCGACGACGCUUCUGGAGCGCUCAAGCACACCGGCGACAAGCCUUUCAGUGAGUUCACGAAAACCGCCCGGAGGCUGACCAUACUAACGGACGCGAGGAACGAUAGCUUAGCGACGUAG
This is a messenger RNA of Miscanthus lutarioriparius, 2139 nucleotides long. Lineage: Eukaryota; Viridiplantae; Streptophyta; Magnoliopsida; Poales; Poaceae. The record is from the annotation of a GenBank genome assembly.